AACGACGGCGACAAGUUAGGGUUCAUACUUCCUAAGCGGCCAUGGAGAUUCAUGAGAUCUCGAAGCUCGACAACGAGAAGCAUCCCGAGAGAAUUGUCGAAUCGAGGAUGAAGAAGAGAAUGAAACCUCAUUCUCUCACGUCUAUUAACAAUCUCGACGAUGGUUGCCUCAUGCAUAUCCUCAGCUUCCUAUCUCCAAUUCCAGAUAGGUAUAACACAGCACUCGUUUGCCACAGAUGGAGAUAUCUGGCGUGUCACCCUCGCUUGUGGCUCCGUGUUGACCGUUUUGUUAAGGAUUUAUCUCAGCCUGGAGUUUUCCACAACAUUGAGUCAGCUGUAUCUGCAGCAAGACCCGGCGAUACCAUUUUAAUAGGAGCCGGUGGGAAUCAUCGUGUUUCUAAUAUUCAGAUUAAAAAGCCUCUUUGCCUGGUCGGCGGGGGCGAGAUUCCUGAUGAAACCACUCUCGUCUGUGCUCGUGGUUCAGACAGUGCCCUGGAAUUGCUAUCGACCUGCAAGCUUGCGAAUUUAACAGUGAAAGCAGAGCUCGGGUGCUGUUUGCUUCAUAGGAGUGGAAGGGUAACGAUUGAUGGAUGUGUGCUUCAAUGUGAGACAAACCCUUUGGAUCAUCUCUCAUGCCCAAUCGUGAGCACUGCUGGAGAUGAAGACAUUGAAGAUAUCUUGAGCCAUGUGGAAGUGAAAGAAACUGUUGCUGAAAAGAUUAAAGCAAACAGUGUAACAGUUUUGCAGACAAGGAUCGAGGGAGGUGCAAAGGCUGUUUCGACAAGUGGAGACUUGGUUCUACAGCGUGUUCGAGUCAUGUAUUCCAAGGCUUACCUCUAUUUCUGGUUUGAUGUAGAUUAUGAGUGAUCUUUGCUGAUUUUUUUUUUUAAAAAAUAUUUUUCAUCAAUCUGUAACAUAAGUAAUCUGUGUGGGAUGGGAAAUGAUCCAUCUUCAUUUGUACUUUGUGUUUCCCCUUAAGACCGGACAGGUCCUUUGUUGUAUGCUUAUUAUGUUCAGAAUAAUGUCCUCUUUAGGGC
Arabidopsis arenosa is the source of this 1036-nucleotide messenger RNA. Lineage: Eukaryota; Viridiplantae; Streptophyta; Magnoliopsida; Brassicales; Brassicaceae. The record is from the annotation of a GenBank genome assembly.